Molecule: messenger RNA, 1347 nt
Organism: Blepharisma stoltei
Lineage: Eukaryota; Ciliophora; Heterotrichea; Heterotrichida; Blepharismidae
Source: the annotation of a GenBank genome assembly
AUGGGUUGCCCAUGCUUCAAAUCUGAAGAAUCUUCUGAGCAAGUCUCCUUAAUCCAAAAAGAAUCACCUUCACUCAGCAGGGAAUCAACCAGCGUUUCUGACUUAAAACUCUCCCCAGAUGACUUCCAAAUGGUCAAGAUGCUCGGUAAAGGCUCAUUUGGGAAAGUAAUUUUAGUCCUUAAAAAAGGCACAGAAAAGUAUUACGCAAUGAAAGUUUUAAAGAAAAGUGUUAUAAAAGAAAAAGACCAAAUUUCCCAUACUUUAAAUGAGAGAAUGAUCUUGGAGGAUGUAAGAUGCCCUUUUAUAGUGCCAUUACGAUUUUCUUUUCAAACUGACGAAAAAUUAUGUCCAUUUAUAUAUGAAUUUUCUCAAUUUUUAAAUAAAUAUUUUUUUAAAAAAUUCAAGUAAAAGGCUAUACAUGGUCAUGGAAUACAUGAGCGGAGGAGAACUUUUCUUCCACCUAAAAAAAUCUGGAAGAUUUACUGAAGCACGUGCACGCUUUUAUGCAGCUGAAAUAAUUUUAGCAUUAGAAUGCCUGCAUAGUAAAGGAAUUGUAUAUCGAGAUCUUAAGCCAGAAAAUGUGCUUCUUGGUUUAGAUGGGCAUAUAAAGCUCACUGAUUUUGGGCUCAGCAAAAUGGGCUUAUCGCUCGAAAACCCAAAGACUUAUACAUGCUGUGGGACUCCUGAGUAUUUGGCUCCUGAAAUAAUCAAAAAUGAAGGACAUGGGCAAGCAGUAGAUUUUUGGGGUUUGGGUGUUUUAUUAUAUGAAAUGAUUUCAGGGACGGCUCCUUUCUGGGCGAAAACAAGAGAUGAAAUGUAUCAUAAUGUGCUUCAUAAUGAAGUUGACAUGAAGUUAUACUUUUCUAACUCCAUUGGUGAAUGCACAUAAAAAAUGAAAAUUUUACCGAUAUUUUAUUCCAAUUUAAAGUUUUAAUUUAAUAAAUUUUAUAGGUAAAAUAAUAAAUUGUAUAAGACUCUUAAUUUAAUUUGAAUUUAAGUUGGAGAGGAUUUUUUUAUUCAAUUUAAAAAGGAGAGAGUAAGGCAGCUAAAGAUUUAUUAUCAAAACUGUUACAAGUUGACGUAAUUUUUAUUUAGCCUAAUAAAAGGUUGGCAAAUUUCAAGGAAAUUAAAGAGCAUGCAUUUUUCAAAGGUAUUGAUUGGGAUGCCUAUAUGAGAAAAAGUGUAAAUGCGCCUUUUAAGCCGAGAAUAGCAAAUUCUGUGGAUUUAAGAAAUUUUGAUGCUCAGUUCACAAAUGAGCCUGCAGGUGAUUCACUUGAAACUAAAGGUGUCAUUGAAGGGCAUAAAUUUCCUGGGUUUACAUAUACAGAUCCUAAUUAUUUAGCAUAG